AUGGAUGAUGGGGAAGAGAAGAAGUUUGUGUGCAUGUUCUGUAACAGGGCGUUUGCUUCUGAGAAAGGACGCGGAGGUCACAUUAGGAUCCAUUAUUCGAACAAGAAGGAUUCAGUUGAUUCAGAUCGUUACAAUGGCAACAAGAAGAAGAGCUUGGUGGGUCGUCAGAGAGAGAAGCAGAAACAACAACAACAACAACAACAAGAUUGCACGAUAUGUCGCAAAAAGUUCGUUUCUUUGAAAGCUCUUGAAGAUCACAUGGCUUGUCACAGUGAGGGAGAUGCGAUUUUGCUAGAUAGCCAAUCUGAUACUGACUCUGAGACUACGAAGAAAAGGUCCAAGAAAGUGAUGAGAAGAUCAUCAGAUUCAGAGUCUUUUAGUAAUGAGAUCUUGUCUUUUGGUUCUGGUAUAAGCCAAGAUGUUGGUGUGGCGUCUUAUAUUUUCAUGAUGAUGAAGUCGGUAGAAAAUUGUAGUUACGAGGAAAGACAUAACUUUGUGAUGAACUCUAUGCACGAGGACGACUUUGAGGUUGUUAAGACGAAGUCAUCUUCAGGAAAGAAGCUUAUAACGAUCUCUUAUGUGAAGAGUCAAGUUUCAGAGAAAGGUAAAGUUGCAGACGGUGACCAGUUGAGAUCUGCUGAAGGUGUUAUUCUCUGUGGUUCAGAUGGCUUUGAUUCUGACGCAGACAUCUCUGUUCACGGAUCUCGUAGGAACACUGGAUCUGGAUUCAACAACUCUAUGAACAGGUUCAGGAAUGGUGAUGAGGGAGGAUCAAAGUAUGAAACUGAUUCACGUGCAGAUACAAACAGCAAGAUUCAUAGGCUCAGAGAUAGCAAAUCUCCAGAGGUUGUUAAGAAAGCAGGUGGUGAAGAGAAGGAAAGCAAAAGUCAUGAGUGCCCAAUUUGCUUCGAGGUGUUCAAAUCAGUCCAAGCUUUAGAUUAUCACGUGAGAUCACAUUACAUUGGGAACCGAGAACACAACCAAGUAGCUGAAAUGCCUAACAAAAACAAUCUAAGGCUUGUUGACUAUUCAGAUUCAGAUACUGAUGAUGAACGAAUCGAAACCUGA
Molecule: messenger RNA, 1068 nt
Organism: Camelina sativa (false flax)
Lineage: Eukaryota; Viridiplantae; Streptophyta; Magnoliopsida; Brassicales; Brassicaceae
Source: RefSeq, a predicted model, not a curated record